Messenger RNA from Emiliania huxleyi CCMP1516, 2071 nucleotides. RefSeq names its product putative membrane protein. Lineage: Eukaryota; Haptophyta; Isochrysidales; Noelaerhabdaceae. Bases 344 to 1615 code for a protein of 423 amino acids. The record is from RefSeq and is a predicted model, not a curated record. The transcript has 10 exons.
CACGCUCCUUCCUUCGCACCCGCUCCACACCUCCAGUGGCUCGCCGGCGCGAUGUGUCAAGCGCGGCUGCACCAGCGGCGCGUCCCGCACGAGCAGCUCGAGCAGCUCCGCUCGGCGACAGGCUAUCUGCUCAAGUCUGCGGGCGGCGCUGUCAAGCAGCCCCCCGGCGCGCCUCAAAUUAUCCCUGGACCUUCCGUCCUUUCUUUCGUCGCAAUUUACUCCCCAGUCACUCCCGGAGCCCUCCCUUCGCCAUCACCCCGCGGAUCUCCCUCCCCACAUCCGCCCUCGACACCGAAGCCGACCCCCUCCAGAACGACACGACAAAGGACUCAGCACCUCGUCCAUGACGAGGGUUACGCCCUUCACUCACUACUUCGGCUGCCAGCUGCUGCACGAGCUCGAGGCGCACAAGCAGGUCAACGCGUCGUACGCGCUCGCCGCCCCGAUGCUGUAUGAGUCCAAGGCGGACGGCUCGCUCGCCGCGCACGCCACGCAGACCAACCUGCGGCUGGUCAAGGACGGCUCGCCGCAGGGGAUGACGGUGCACCACGACCACUCGCUCCGCCGCGCGCUCAACCGCGGGCAAGACUUCCAGGAGGGCCCGCAGACCGAGUUCAUCGAGGACCACGGCUUCCUCAUCGAGAGCGACAAGAUCAGCACCGUCAUCGACCCGCGCGCCUCCUUCACGCUCGAGUACCUCGACAUGAUCAUGACGAUCCGCGCCAAGGGGUGGAAGGUGCUCUUUGUCCCCACCGCGCGGCUCGAGUUCCGCAUCACCGAGUUCUCGUGGCGCGACAUCCCGUACUUCAUGUACAAGCGCUCCGAGGCGACCGCGCACGGCACGCGCGACUACCUCAAGGCCAAGUGGCGGGCAAACUUCCCAAACACGGGCUUCUGGACCUACAUCAAGUACACCAUUGUCGAGCAGCACGUGUACGACGCGCACUACCUCUCGCCGCUCGCGUGGAAGGACCAGGCGGCCCUCGCCUUUGGCUUCUUCCAGAUGGCGGGCUACAACCGCUACUCCCUCACACCCAAGCGGGCGAAGCCGCCCGCAGACUUCCUCGAGGUGCUGCAGCGGCUCGACCGCCGCUGGGCGCCGCCCUCCGCCACCCUCUGCAGCCGGCAGCUCGCCCGCCCCGCGGUGAGCGAGACGCGGCCGGCCUACGUCUCCCACCUCGACGAGAUCCUGCCGUACGGGCAAGGCUCGGGCGUCGAGGCGGACUUUACGCACGAGUACCUCCCCUUCGCCGUCGCGCGGCUGACCGUGCCGUCGUGCGACGUGCUCCCCGCCGCCACCGAGGCGGUCUGCGGCGUCCUCGUCGAGCGGACCGACGGGUGCGACUGCUGGGUCAACAUGCCAACCUUCAAGUCCAACUCGCUCUUUGUCCGCGCGAUGUCGCUCUUCGCCGCCGCAAUCAAGGCGCCCCCCCGUCUGCAACGUGGGCGACGCCGACUGCACCGCCUCCUUCUCCUUCCCGCGCUCGGCGCGGCUCCGCCUCUUCCGGGGCGCGCCCGCCGCCAUCCACGAGGUGCAGGCCGCGCUCGCCGCCCUCGCCGCCUUCUGAGCACCGCCGCCGGACACGUCACCGCACGCCACGGACGCGUGUGUUGACGGACGCACUCAUGGACGCGCUCAUGAAUGCCUUCGUGGGCCAAUGGCGGGCGGUGGGUGGGCGGGGCGUCGCGCCCGUCGCCUCUCCGCCACCUUGCAGCGGCGGCGCGCAGGGCUGGAGGGGCGGCGGUGGCGCUUGACGGAACUCGGGGUGGUUUCGGGGUGGCUUCGGCCAACUGCAGCGCCCCGCCGGAGGCGCCACAUUCUUGGGCCAUGCGCAUGUGGAGGGAGCUUGGGAGCGCGCCGUGCACUGCACACCGCGCGAUCUCGGUUCGGCAUCGGGGCUGUCCCCAGCAAUCCGGCAGGCCAGGUGGAGCCGAAAGAGAGGGGAGUUAGUCGAGAGAGAGCUCGUUUGGAGGUUACUUUAUUAGGUGUGUGAGAGUUUCUACGGCGAGGGUCAAUAUGCGAGCUACAACGCUCAACGGGGGUUUGCUAAAAGACGUAAGAGAGUUGGGU